CUUUGGGAUCAGCAAAAAUGAGAAUUGAAGGCGCUUCGCCGUCUUCUGAAGAGAGAUUUAACUGUGUCAGGAUGAUUGAAUGUGUUAAAACAUUUUACAAUUGUUUGAGUUUGGCUGACAUGGCAGAAAAUACUCUGUCAAUUAGUUACUUAUUACAGUUUAGCGUAAGUGGCAUCAUUUUGGGAAUUUGUGGUCUUCAAAUUUCAAUAAGUUUAUCGGAACUUGCAAGGUUUGCCUUCAUUAUCCUAUUUUUCGUGUGUAUGUUUAUCGAAAUCUACAUACCGUGUUUCUUUGGCACCAUUUUGCAUUACAAAAGUGAUGAACUAACUGCAUCGAUAUUCCAUUCGAAUUGGAUUGAACAAAAUGCAUAUUUUAAACAUCUGAUGAUAAUUUUCACUCAAGGUACAAUUCGACCAAUUCGGAUUUUUGCCGGUGGCUUAUUUGAAGUGAAUUUACCAACAUUUUUAGCGAUUGUUCGGAUGGCCUAUUCAAUGUUUGCUCUACUUCGAAAUGUUGGACGCGUAUAAUUUCCCUCAUAUGUUGCCAACAACAAUAUUGUUAUGAAGCAUUAUUCUACAAACAGAUAGCUAAGCUACCAUAAUCAUAAAAAAGAGCUAAUAGCUGUAAAGAUUAAAAAUAUCAAAAAACAAAAACACAUUACUUUGU
This is a messenger RNA of Contarinia nasturtii (swede midge), 666 nucleotides long. RefSeq names its product odorant receptor 33b-like. Gene Ontology annotation, biological process: detection of chemical stimulus involved in sensory perception of smell; sensory perception of smell. Gene Ontology annotation, molecular function: odorant binding; olfactory receptor activity. Gene Ontology annotation, cellular component: plasma membrane. Bases 18 to 527 code for a protein of 169 amino acids. The transcript has 4 exons. Lineage: Eukaryota; Metazoa; Arthropoda; Insecta; Diptera; Cecidomyiidae. The record is from RefSeq and is a predicted model, not a curated record.